This is a messenger RNA of Phaeodactylum tricornutum CCAP 1055/1, 1443 nucleotides long. RefSeq lists its product with no specific name. The coding region runs from base 94 to 1443 and encodes 449 amino acids. Lineage: Eukaryota; Bacillariophyta; Bacillariophyceae; Surirellales; Neidiaceae. The transcript has a single exon. The record is from RefSeq and is a predicted model, not a curated record.
CAAGUUGGCAACUCCCGAACAAAGGUCUCUACAGGACUUGCCUAACGUAUCCACACACCCCACCUUAAAUUACUAAUCGAUUCCGGAUCAGGUAUGGAAAGGGAAGAACCGGGGAGCCCGAACGAAGGAUCAGAACAAGAUGCCACGGAAGGCAUCGACACCAACCACUCUGAGUCCUCUUCGCCGCUUCCGAGUGCAACUCAAAACCAAGACCAACAUGAGAGCGCAAAGCCCGCUACUUCCGUUUGGAAAGGCCUUUCGGAAAUAAUGUCCAUAGUAUUGGGACGAAUCGAUGACGGAAGAGACACGAAAUCAAAAGAGAGACCGGACACUGUUCUUCGUCCGAAAGGCGCAGAGGAAGUCGGCGACCCGUCUACCCUGGAAGCUAAUGAAGAAAAAGUCGCAGCCAAGCCACAAGAAAGUGAGAUGCCCAACGCUACCUUUCCGAAUAGCGGAAAGCUCGUUCGAAAAUUUGCAGUCAAGCGGAGUUUGGGUCGGGCUCUAAGCCAAAUCGACAAUCCGGAAAAGGAGCAGCAAAACAAGCGUUUGGGCGAGCAAACCACCCAACCAGAUGACAGAAUAUCCGCAAACUUUGAGAAAGAGGAAAACCUUCUUGAAGAGAGGAAUUCUACAGCGAGGGAGCUGUUGGAGCAAGAAUGGAAUGAUGAUCAGGACGAGGAUGAUGAUAGGAUUGCUCCAAGCAGCGUCGAGCGGACAAUAGAAGAGGCCAACGAUACUGCAUCUGACGCGGAAAUGACUACCGCAGAUCCUCCACAAUCUAAUCAAGAUCGCCAAAUGAACCAAAUUACAGCAGCAGUUGACUUGGUCAUUGACUCGCUCACUACUGGUCCAUGGCCAUCACCGCCGCGAUGCGUGGAUCCUGCCUCUGUUUCGCGCCGGGCUCUAGAUAUGAAACGAGCUGAGAUGGAAUUGGACUUGCAUGAACAGCAUUUAUCCAUGGUGUCGGUCUCACUGCACCAGUUUGCCACGGACGUGAUUGCGCCAGCUAUGAUAGCAGGUGGAGUGACGAAGGACGAUGAUUUGAGGGUAUUCCUCGGAACGUUGCUGAUUUUGAGGGAAGUGCUCACGACUAACGCUCGAGCAAUUUUCGGUGCUUCGGCUAUAGUAUCCGGAUCUGAGCCUGACUUCUCUCACCGUUUUAAAAAGACGAAUACGAAUUUGGGUCGUCGCGAAGAAUUUGCGUUGUUCGGAGCCCGAAUUUUGGCUACCUCAGUAAUUUUGGCCGGGCUCGAUGGGCUAGACGAUGAAGAUUCUGAAUCACUGGCAGCAGAGUUUCUUCGCCGAGCUAAAAUGUACGACAAUGGCGACGAAGAAUUUUCAGACAAUUUGAUCCGUAUUGACGGUAGUAAUAGAGCUUAUCUUCCAAACGGCUCUCCGCUCCCUCCGGAGGAGAGGAUUGCUUGGCAAGUCAGUUUCAAGUAA